AUGAAUCAUGAUCGACCACCCGAUGGACGACUCUCCUUUGCUGUUUUUUUGCUAGCUUGUUGUUCAUAUGUUCAAUGCACAGUGGAUUGGGAGUCAAUCUCAACGCCGCCGAGGUUUAUCCACGACAACAAUCCGAAAGUUCUCUAUUUCACCGUCGAGAAAACAAUCAUCGAUGAUAAAACGGCAAUCCCUGACAACUUGAGAGAAGUCACCUUGCAUUGCUUAGCUGAAGGAAAUCCAAAGCCAACAUACAAAUGGCGAAAGAACUCAAAGCCGUUUCAAGUCUCCGCUUACUCGGAUAAAGUUGUUCAAAAGCCGGGAGAAGGAACACUUGUGUUCUCAAAGUUGGACAUCGAGGAUGCUGGAUCGUAUGCGUGCGAAGCAACAAAUGAUAACGGAACGGCUGUCGCAAGACCAAUUCAACUGGAGCAAACAUGGAUCCGCCAUUUCCCCGACGAUGAGCCAGAGAUUGUCAAAGUCGAACUUGGAGAUCCAUACGCAAGAAAUUGCAGUCCUCCGGCUAGCACUCCAACUGCAAGAGUCUACUGGAUCCUGAUGGGCAAAGAGCCGGGACAAUUUGAGACUAUCAAUUCAUCACACAUCUCCAGCAAUGAACAGGGCACCAUUUUCUUCCAUUUUGUGAAAGAAAGUGAUUUCAAGCCUGAUCGUUUCUACACAUGCACCGCCGAAAACACCGAGUUGAAGGACUACAAAUUUGGCUCCAAAUUUCGUCUCGAUAUUUCCAACAACAAACGACGAUCACUUACAAAUGUGCCUCCGUCCGAACAAUAUGUCAAUCAAAGCAGCCCAAUUGCUCUACGAGGGAACACGCACAAGCUGCAUUGCUUUUUCUCUGGAUAUCCUGCUCCACGGCCGAAGUGGUUUCACAAUGGAGUUGAAAUUGGUGAAAGCAACGAUGAUGGGUUCCGCUUUGAAAACUAUGGAAAAACUUUGGUUUUCAACGUCACUCAAGAUAAAGCUGGAAAGUACGACUGCCGGUUUCCACUGCAUUCGGAUAUUGAUAGGAUUUUCAAUGUACAAGUUGAAGCUGCUCCCUAUUGGCCGGAUGGUCCACCACCAAAUACCAAUACUUCUGAAGGCGAAACUGUAACGUUCGAUUGUACGACAAGCGGUAAACCGACACCAAAAGUCACUUUCUACAAGAAUGGUGUUGAGUUGACAAAGAACAAAGCGCAAGGCGAGCGUUUUCUCAUCGACGGAAAUAAGCUAACGAUUUAUGAUGUCAAGAAGGGAAUUCACGGUAAAGGAGAUAACGCCGUUUAUCAAUGCAAAGCUGAGAACAAGCACGACUAUCUUUGGGCGAACUUCUAUUUGAAUCUAUUGGCUUUCUCGCCACAAUUGUUAACAGACGCCGGUGAGGUCGAGGCUGCAAUUGGACAAUCUGUGACUUUGGAGUGCAAGUUCUUUGCAUCUCCGAAUGCCAAGAUCACUUGGAGCUCGCCGAAUCUGAAACAAAUUCAACAUGAAAUCGUCCCUGCAAAUCCAUACGGAGUUGGCAAGCUGGUGAUUAAAAGCGUUACGGAUGAGGCUGAAGGUGAAUACGAAUGUCAUGGCUCAAACACAUACGGAAACGCACGUGGAUCGGCCAAGCUAUUGAUAAGAAAAGCCACUUACCUUGAGCCAUUUGCAAGAACACAAGAAGUAAGGGUAGCUGGUGAAGACAUUCGGUUGCCGUGUCAAGCCGACGCUGACUCCAGAUUGGAAGUGACUUAUGAUUGGCUUAUUGACAACAAGACACUUCCUGAGCUUCACAUUAAUUCUGGCCACUAUCGGGUUGAUCCGGAAACUCAUGAACUCAUUGUGCACAAUCCAAGUCAAUAUGAUUCGGCAGAAUAUAAAUGUGUGGCCAACACCAAGCUCGACAAAGCCGAAAAACGCAUUCGAAUCUCUAUCAAAGAUGUCCCUGUACCCGUUCAUGCCGCCUAUGUGAAGAAAUGUGAUCCGACCGCUCGAUAUGCUGAGAUACAUUUCGAACACAUGGAACCGGCGGACUCUGUGGUUCCAGUGAUGGAAUUCUGGGUUCAGUAUCAAAUGGAUGCUGACCUUGGGGUAGAAUGGCGUACUCAUCCGGUUCCCACGCAAGCGCAUCCGAACGACAACAGUGAGGGAGACAAUCGUGUAGUUAGCGGAACGGCUACAGUGUCUUUGCAACCCUAUGGAAAGUACCAAUUCCGAGUGUUGGCACGAAAUGCGGUCGGUGAUUCUUCUCCAACAAAGGUGCGUGACGGGUGCGACACACCAGCGAAGUUACCUGAUCGGAAUCCAUCGGCCGUUUCUGCUGAGGGAGCAUCACCCGAUAAUUUGGUGGUCUCUUGGAAGCCCAUGUCGCGAGAAGAAUGGAAUGGACCAAAUUUCCGAUACAAGAUCAAAUACCGUCCACUGGAUCCACCAAAUGCUCAAUGGGAAGAGGCCGAUGUGCCUGAUCCAUUUGCUGAUCGUUAUACGAUUAACCUCGAAGAUGACAAGGAUUCCCGCCCAUUCCAACCUUACGAGAUUCAAGUUCAAGCGGUUAAUGAUGAAGGAACGUCGGCUGUCAAUCCAGAAACAAUCCAGGGUCGAACUGGCGAAGGUGUUCCAUCGGCAAUUGUUGAAGGAUUCAGAGUGGUUUCAAAGAAAGGAACUUCAGCCACUUUUGCAUGGAAUGCUAUCGAUCCCGUGACGGCCAAUGGAAACUUCACUGGUUACAAGAUUACCUACUGGUAUGAAGAGAAUGAAGAUGAGGAUUACGAUGAAGACGACGAGGAUGUUGAAGAGAGCCGAAAGAAGCGGACUGUUAUUCGUGCACGACGCUCUGCUGGAUCGGGUGAAGAGGGACCACGGAAGAAAACAAUUCAUUUUGGACCAAAAGUUACUCAGGGAACGGUCACCGAUCUUAAACCCGAUACUGUCAACUAUGCGACUAUCGCUGUAACAAAUGGAAAGCAUGAGGGUGCUCAAAGUGACCCAAUCUCGUUUAGGACAGAUGAAGGAGUGCCAUCACCGGUUCGCAAGUUAGAAGCCUAUCCACUUAACGGACGAUCUGAUAACGAGAAGGGCGUUGUUGCUUUACGAUGGAAGAUCCCGCGGCAAAAAAAUGGAAAGAUUGCAAAAUAUGUGGUUGAAAUUUGUCGAACUCAAGAUGGAAAAGUGAUAUCAAAGAAUUGUCCAAAGCAAGCUGUUGAUUCAUCCAAAAAAGAGAUUCGUCUAACCGGAUUAGAGCCAGAAAGUGAGUAUCGCUUUGUGGUACGAGCUGAAACCGGCGUGGGAGAAGGAGAUCCGAACUCUGCCGAUGCAAAGACUCUACCUCAACAUGUAGCUGCUGAUGGUGUUGUUCCGGAAACACCGUUCGUUCGAGCCGAGCGCGUUGGUGAAGAUCAUUUCAACGUCAGUUUCCAACCUGGAGCUUUUGACGAAAGGGACCGUCGACCCGUUGGCAACUCCUAUAAAAUUCAAAUCCGAGAAGAUGGAUCUGAGGACUGGAAAACACACGAUCCGGAGAACAAGGACAGCUUGCAGACAAAAGUCGAUGGCUUGCAGCCGGGAACGAAAUACGAAGUGCGCUCUGUGGCAGCCUAUUCUGACCCGGCAACAGGCGUUGAAUCUGAUGGAUAUUCACAAAGUAUUUUUGUCACCACUCAAGGAAGCGCUCCAUUUUCAUCGCGUUUGUGGUUCUUGCUGCUACUUCUGCUGAUCAUUCUGCUUAUUCUCAUCAUUUGCUGUAUCAUCUGCGUUGCGAUGAGACAUCGCGGUCAAUACCCUGUGAGUGAAAAGGAGCGGCAGCAGGGCCGAGAGCCUAUUCUUCCAAAGCAGUCAUUUGGUGAAUACAAGGAUGAUGACGAGAAGCGUUCGUUGACUGGAUCAGAGACGAAAAGUGAAACGGAUUCCAUGGCUGAAUACGGAGAUGAUCCCGGACGUUUCAACGAAGAUGGAUCAUUCAUUGGGCAAUACGUGCCUCAAAGGACACUCAUACCGCCCGUUGAACCUGCAAGAGGAUCAACAUCAACGUUUGUC
Molecule: messenger RNA, 4011 nt
Organism: Mesorhabditis belari
Lineage: Eukaryota; Metazoa; Nematoda; Chromadorea; Rhabditida; Rhabditidae
Source: the annotation of a GenBank genome assembly